AUGGUCGCGACCUCUCUCCGUUGCUCACCUCCUCCGCCUCCAGGCCCGAAGCCCAUUCGGCGUCUGCAGGAGUCUGUGAUCAACCGUAUUGCUGCGGGAGAGAUCAUCCAUCGACCCUCGUCCGCGCUCAAAGAACUCAUUGAGAACAGUCUCGAUGCCGGUUCGACGUCCAUCAAGGUCACUGUCAAGGAUGGUGGGAUGAAGCUCCUCCAGAUACAGGACAAUGGCUGUGGGAUCCGGAAAGCUGACUUACCUCUCCUCGCCGAACGCUUCACCACCUCCAAACUCUCCACGUUCUCCGAUCUCAAACAUUUGACCACAUACGGCUUUCGAGGCGAGGCUCUAGCAUCAAUCUCCUACGUCUCGAAUCUAAAUGUGGUCACAAAAACCAAAACCGACACCUGCAACGAAGGAACGACGAUUACAGUCGAGAAUCUUUUCUACAACACUCCGACACGACUUUCCGCACUUCGAGGAUCAUCCGAAGAGUAUUCACGCAUCCUCGAGGUUGUCACCAAAUAUGCCGUGCAUAAUCCGCAUGUGUCAUUCACGUGUAAAAAGAGUGGGACCCCGUCGCCGGACGUGUCAACCCCCUCAUCGUCAACAACCGUUCAAGCCAUCCGUCUCGUGUAUGGACAGACGUUGGCCAAGGAGCUCUUACACGUCGUAGUGUCAUCUUCAAAGCAAUCCUCUGCGACGUCUGAAGAUGCCAUGGACGCCUUUGAUGAAGAAUCAGAUGAUGAUGAGGCAUGGAAUGCAGAGAUCAGGUUCACGAACGCAAGUUAUCAAGCGAAGAAAACUGCCUUGUUGUUGUUCAUAAAUCAUCGCUUGGUCGAGUCUUCUCGUAUCAAGAGAGCCCUCGAGGGAGUUUACAGUGGAAUCCUUGCGAAAGGAGCAUCGCCAUUCAUCUACUUGAGUUUGCGAAUAGACCCUCGUGCGGUUGACGUCAAUGUGCAUCCGACGAAGAAGGAGGUUCAUUUCUUGAAUGAGGACACCAUCAUAGAACGUAUCGCCGACGCAGUACAACAAGCGCUACUCGGGAAGAGCCAAUCACGAGCCUUCGAGUAUCAGAAGUCGAAAGGCAAACGCAAAGCGCAACCAGAUGACAAUGAGGUGAUGGAUGACGAGGAAGAGGGUGCGGAUGACCAGGUCAUGGCGGCACCACAGCUAGCGAAACGCAAGGUGUACGCCCAACACAAAGUCAGAACUUCUCUCAAUAACCGCACGCUGGACUCCAUGUUUCCAGUCAUCCAUCCUUCUCAGAAGCCCAGUUUGGACAGUGCAGGCAACCAUCAGGCGCCUGCUACUCCCUCAGUAUCAAAAGACACGGGAAUCAAAGAGUCCGAAACCAUCCUCACAUCCAUCCGCCAGUUACGCGCCGAUGUUCUCAAGGCCCACACGGCCUUGACUGAGAUCCUGAACAAACACACAUUCGUCGGCGUGGUGGAUAUUCCGCGAUGCCUCUCGCUUGUUCAGCAUGGGACACGACUCUACCUUCUCAACCACGGAGCGCUGUCAGCGGAACUCUUUUACCAGCUCGGACUCCGACAGUUUGGCAACUUCUCGCGUAUCCGACUGGACCCGCCACCCGAACUCCGCAUGCUCGUCGCUCUGGCCGUCAGCACCGAGGAGGCGGUGUCCGAGGCCCAUAUGGAUCGAGAUGUGAUCGUUGAUCAUAUCGUGUCCAUCCUCAUGUCGCGCAGAGACAUGUUGCAAGAAUACUUCAAUCUCGGCAUAUCGGAAGACGGCCACGUGGAGACGCUCCCGCUGCUCCUGCGCGACUACACUCCAAACCUCGAUAAGCUCCCGCUCUUCCUCAUGCGUCUCGGGCCCCAGGUGGACUGGACGGCGGAGAAAGAGUGCUUCGAGAGCUUUCUCCGCGAACUCGCGUACUUCUACGUGCCUGAGCCACUUCUCGACACCGCGCCUGCACGCUCGGCAAACGGCGACGCGGAAGCACUCGACGGCGCCGCGCAGAACGCCACCCUGUGGCAAAUACAGCACGCGCUCUUCCCGGCGAUGGCGCGCUACCUCGUCGCGGACCUGCCGGAGCUGUACAAGGUGUUUGAGCGGUGCUAG
Molecule: messenger RNA, 2079 nt
Organism: Epithele typhae
Lineage: Eukaryota; Fungi; Basidiomycota; Agaricomycetes; Polyporales; Epitheliaceae
Product: DNA binding protein
Exons: 13
Coding region: 1-2079 (692 amino acids)
Biological process (GO): mismatch repair
Cellular component (GO): MutLalpha complex
Molecular function (GO): ATP binding; mismatched DNA binding; ATP hydrolysis activity
Source: RefSeq, a predicted model, not a curated record